Molecule: messenger RNA, 1017 nt
Organism: Entrophospora sp. SA101
Lineage: Eukaryota; Fungi; Glomeromycota; Glomeromycetes; Entrophosporales; Entrophosporaceae
Source: the annotation of a GenBank genome assembly
AUGGAAGAAACUCAAAAAGUAUCUCAAGACUCUUCAACCCCAACAAAGGCCACCACAAAUAUUAAAACAGAACAAGGAAUAAAGAAUUUAAUAUUUGGCUCUAUUUCUGAAACAACAGGAAAACUUGUGGAAUAUCCAUUUGACACUGUCAAGACACGUCUUCAAUCCCAGCCAUCAGAUCGUAAAUUAUUUAAUGGUCCACUGGAUUGCUUUAAAAAAACUAUAAGUAAGGAUGGAUUUUUGGGAUUGUAUUGGGGAUUAUCAUCACCAAUGGUUGGUGCAAUAUUAGAGAAUGCAAUACUGUUUUUGGCAUACAAUCAUAUACAAAUGUUGAUAAGAGAGCAUACAACACCAAUAGAUCAAAAGCAUUUGUUAUAUGAUAAUAAUUACCAAAAAGAUGCUGGUCAAAUUCCUCUAUCAAUGACUCAAUUAAUUUUAGCUGGCCCAUUAUCAAUUAUCAAAUAUACAUUAAAGACACAUGGUAUAAAAGGAUUUUAUUGUGGACAUUUUGGUACAUUUAUACAAGAGACUUUUGGGGGUGGUGCAUGGUUUGGUAUUACCGAACUUAUGCUAUCAGGAGCGUUGGCGGGAAUGGUUUAUAACCUUUUAAUAUUCCCAGCUGAUUCAAUUAAAAGUCAAAUGCAAACAGAAGAAGUAUUUUUAGGAUGUGUGAUAACUGUUACUAGAGCUGCUCCGUCAAGUGCAAUAAUAUUCUUAACAUAUGUAAGUGUAAUGAUGGUAAUAGUGGUUGGUGUAAUUUCUACUAAAUCGUUACCGCCAUUCGAAAGAGCCUCCAAGACCCAUUCAGCAGCACAACCAACAGACUUAAAUAAGAGAAUAAUACAAACUACUGCAAAUACAACACCGAAUACAGCUCCAAGGAAAAGACCAAAGAAGCUUCCAAAAAUUGAUAAAAUAAACGGAGUGCCAAUACCACCAAUUAUUGCCAGCAUACCAAAAACAACAGGUAUAAUAAACAAAGCGAUGAAUGCAAAAACUAUCAAUGUGCAAAGAUAA